Triticum aestivum (bread wheat) is the source of this 508-nucleotide messenger RNA. RefSeq lists its product as uncharacterized. The record is from RefSeq and is a predicted model, not a curated record. NCBI's taxonomy places the organism in Eukaryota, Viridiplantae, Streptophyta, Magnoliopsida, Poales, Poaceae. The transcript has 2 exons. Gene Ontology annotation, biological process: cell fate determination. The coding region runs from base 35 to 415 and encodes 126 amino acids.
ACAACAUAUCUGCUUGCCAUCUGAAGACACUACCAUGGAGAUCAAGCCAGCGGUGAUCCUUGUGGCCUGUGUGUUAUUCUGCAUCAGCAACAGAGGCACUGCAGCAUCGUGUAGAACAUCAGACAUUGUUGUCCAGACGGAGACCUACCCGGAUCCGGGAGGAAGGCCGGAGUACUUCGUGAACGUGUUGAACAACUGCGGCAGCUGCAUGCAGAAGAACGUGAAGCUGGCGUGCCCGGGGUUCAACUCUUCCAUCGAGGUCUACCCGGACACCGCCAUCAAGCCGGACGGCGACGGCAAGCUCUGCACCCUCUACGCCGGCCGCCCGGUUGGGCCUAAAGAGAAGGUCUUCUUCAACUACGAGUGGAGUACCAAGUUCAGUUUCAACCCCGUCUCCUCCACCAUCGUAUGUUAGAUGUAUAAAAUGCGAAUAAAUGAUAUCAUGGACAUUCGAAAAGGUGCGACGGCGACCCGGGUGUCCCGGCACCCUAUUAUCUUGUCCGUCCAG